Molecule: messenger RNA, 789 nt
Organism: Lolium perenne
Lineage: Eukaryota; Viridiplantae; Streptophyta; Magnoliopsida; Poales; Poaceae
Source: RefSeq, a predicted model, not a curated record
CAGUCGCUGGACGAGGAGGAGGACACUAGGGAGGAGGAGGAGGACACUAGGGAGGAGGAGGAGGAGUCUAGGGACGAGGAGGCUUCGACGGAGAUGGCUCCGAAGAAGUUGCGGAUUCGUGGGGAAGCGCAGGUUCCCGAUGAGAGUAAGGAACCUGCUACGGAGGAUGAGAAGUGGCUCCUUGUCCCAGGACGGAUAGAGAAUUUCACAUACACGGGGAAGAAUGUCCGCGUGCCGGGGAGUCUGAUUGGAGCUGCUAUUAGGAAGUACUGGCCGGGGAUGUACACUCCGAUCCUUGGGGGCGAGUCCAAGCUAGCCUACACUUGGGAAGACUAUGAGAUAGCGCCUUACCCUGGCUUUGCUUCCGCCGCCGACGCCGUGAUCAAGAAGUUUUGGCGCAAUUAUAGGGUGGCGACUGAGCAUAAGGAUAGGGCGGACGUGGUGCUCCGUAACAUGUGUCGGAAGUUGACACGGCAGCGAGUGGUACAACCGAGAGGAUCACGUGCAUCGGCCACUUCUAUGCUGAGCAGGGCGUCGAGACUCUCUCCUCUCCUGGCUAUCUCCCAAAUCUGGAACUCCUCUCUGAUGGCCACCAGCGUCUGUAUGGGGUCUUUCUGUUCCCGCACAUUCCCGAACACCCUUGCAUUCCUCUGCUUCCAUAAUGUCCAUGCCGUGAUAAUGACCAUGGAAUCGAACCUCCUCCUAUCCAUCUUCCUCAUUCUCUUCCUGGCCUUCAACCACCAGCUCUCCAGGCUGGAGUCCCGCUAUGGCUCCUAUAUGUUCAAGUGA